AAAAGCAUGACAUGGGACAGUGUUGGCUGGCUGUAUCUGAAAAAGUACUAUUGUGCUGGGGGCUGGUAUGCUAUGAAUAAUGAUAAUGUACAUGUACAUGUACAGGUUUCUGUGGCUGUUGUCAAGGACUUCCAUUUGUUUAGCUGCUUGUUCAAAGGCGACACUGCCAUCUGGUGUUGUGUGUUACAACCAGCCUGGCGAAAGUUAUUGAGUAAACAGGCCAAAAUGAAGGAAGGAAGCACAACAUAAUUCAAACUUAGGCUAAAUAACUCAUACCUUCAUGUUAAGCUCUGUCUCUUAGGACGGACAUGCCGACAACAAGGGUCAGUGGCGACAUAACAAAAUUAUUCAGGUAAAAAGCGUGUACCUCUAUCGGGGAUCGGCUAGUCAUUAUUGGACACAUUCAACCGCCAGACCAGAGCAGUCGAUCGUGGAGGAUGUGUUGACAGUCUGCAGGGCGACGGAAGUUGCCUGCAUCCUCAUCAGUAAACUUAUGGGUGUGUUUCAUGCUGACACCCACUAGAGAGGAGGGUUUGGGAAUACUGGCCUCCAUGUUAGCACAGACCUGCCCCAGCUGCUAUGUCCUCCACCUCCAUGUCAGCAUCCACUGGUUGUGGUGGUGCUGUCAUGGCAACCCAGGCGUCGGAGCAGGCUCUGCUGGCCUCAGAUCGCUACGCCAGACUCAUCCUGGCCCAGAUGAACAAGAUGCGGCUCCGCACAGAUUUCUGUGAUGUGGGUCUGAAGGUGGGCAGCCGGGUCUUCAUGGUCCACCGCCUGGUGCUCGCUGCUAGCAGCCCUUACUUCUCCGCUCUGUUCUCCGGGGGGAUGAGGGAGGCGGAUAAAAAGGAGGUGCAGAUCCUCGGACUGGAGACUCAAGUGUUUGAGAUUCUCCUGGACUUCAUAUACACAGGCGUGAUCAGUGUGACGGUGGAGAACGUCCAGGAGCUGAUGGUGGCGGCGGACAUGCUGCAGCUGAACGAGGUGGUGUCCAUCUGCGGAGGGUUCCUCAAGGGCCACAUGGACCCGUCCAACUGUGUGGGCAUCUUUCAGUUCCUGGAGCAGAUCGCCUGCAUGGAGAUGCUGGAGUUCACAGAGAACUACAUUCAGGUUCACUUUCUGGAGGUGUGUGUGACCGAUGAGUUCAGGGGCCUGUCGAAGGAUCAGCUGGUGAGGCUCCUAAGAAGUGAAGAGCUGAGGAUCGAGGAUGAGUACCAGGUGUUCACGGCAGCCAUGGACUGGGUCCUCCAAGACAUGGCAAAGAGGAAAAAACACGUAGUGGAGGUGUUGGAGCCGGUGCGCUUCCCUCUGCUCUCCCCACAGAGACUGUUCAAGUACAUCGAGGGUAUUACCGACUUCAGCCUGCGGGUGGCACUGCAGACUCUUCUUAAGGAAUACACUGAAGUCACAAAGUCUCCCAAAGAGAAUAAGAUGUACAGCCAGCUCCAACCAGCCAAGAUGAGACCCAGAAGAAAAGCCAGAAAAUACCUCUAUGCUAUAGGGGGCUACACUCGGCUGCAGGGCGGCCGCUGGAGUGACAGCCGCGCGUUGAGUUGUGUGGAGCGCUUCGACACCUUCAACCAGUACUGGACCACGGUGUCGUCCCUGCAUCAGGCCCGCAGCGGGCUGGGGGUCGCCGUGUUGGAGGGCAUGAUCUACGUGGUGGGAGGGGAGAAAGACUCGAUGAUCUUUGACUGCACUGAGAGGUACGACCCGGUGACUAAGCAGUGGGCCGCCGUGGCGUCUUUGAACUUCCCGCGCUGUGGGGUCGGCGUCUGCCCCUGCCACGGAGCUCUGUAUGCACUUGGUGGUUGGAUUGGCUCGGAGAUCGGGAAGACGAUGGAGCGAUACGACCCGGAGGAGAACCGGUGGGAGGUGAUCGGAAGCAUGGCCGUCCCUCGGUACUACUUCGGCUGCUGUGAGCUACAAGGCUUUAUUUACGUGAUUGGAGGCAUCAGUGACGAGGGAAUGGAGCUGCGUUCAGCCGAGGUGUAUGAUCCCAUCUCUCGCCGAUGGAGCGCUCUCCCCGUCAUGGUCACGCGUCGGGCCUACGUGGGCGUCGCCUGCCUCAAUAACUGCAUUUACGCCGUGGGUGGCUGGAACGAGGCGCUGGGGGCACUGGACACGGUGGAGAAGUACUGUCCAGAAGAGGAGAAAUGGAUGGAGGUGGCGUCGAUGUCCACUGCUCGUGCCGGCGUUUCAGUGUCAGCGGUCAACGGGAUGCUGUACGCCGUCGGGGGCAGGGCGGCCAGCAGAGACUUCUCCGCCCCGGUGACGGUGGACUCGGUGGAAAUCUACGACCCUCACCUGGAUACCUGGAUGGAAGUGGGCAACAUGAUCACCAGCCGCUGUGACGGAGGGCUGGCUGUGCUUUGAGAAGCUAAACAUUUUCAAACUGUGAACAGCCAUGUCUCCUACAAACAGCAUAAACUGAAGAAAAGCGGCACCUUAAAGGUCACAUGUCAUGCUUUUCUGGUUAUUACCCGUCCCCUUGUGUGUUAUGAAGGUUUUUAUGCAUGUAAACGGUGUGCAGAGUCAAAACCCUCAAAGUACACCCUGUAGCGAGUAAAACUCUAAAACAGAAAAUACCUCCCCAAAACGCCUCGUUGGAGAUACGUCACUGUCCAUUUGAUUCUUCCGGGUA
This is a messenger RNA of Gymnodraco acuticeps, 2641 nucleotides long. It is a transcript of the gene klhl27, whose product is annotated as intracisternal A particle-promoted polypeptide. Gene Ontology annotation, molecular function: actin binding. The coding region runs from base 580 to 2373 and encodes 597 amino acids. The transcript is spliced from 10 exons. The record is from RefSeq and is a predicted model, not a curated record. Lineage: Eukaryota; Metazoa; Chordata; Actinopteri; Perciformes; Bathydraconidae.